GCUGGCCCAUCUUUAGCCCAUUUCCGGCCCGUGUGUCUCCCUCCCGCCAUCAUGCGGUUGCUGCCCAUGCAUUGGGCCCGCCGUGGCGCUGGCGACGGACUCGACUCCGGGUUCAUGACCUGGAGCAAGGUGUACGCCAAUCUACCCGAGCGAUACAUGAUGCGCAAGGCCUACAAGCUCAAGUACAAGCCGCCCGUGGCCCAUCCGGCCUUCAAGCAGGCCAUCGAGACGUCCCGGAUCCCGGAGUUCACCAUGGACCGACCUUGGUCGGCGGCCUAUUGGGAGCAGCACGAGCCCCACGCCCCUGUCCAGAACAACUACGUGGAGCCCAUCUUGGACGAAGACUGGAUGUGGUUCAAGGGGGAUCGAGUCCAGAUUUUGGUGGGCCCCGACAAGGGCAAGCAAGGCUACAUCAACUACGUGGUCCAGGAGAAGAACUGGGUGUGCGUGGAAGGGCUCAAUUGCAAGUACGAGAUGAUGGGUGAGAGCCGGAAUUUCCCCGGCAUGAUGAUCAUGCGCGAAAAGCCGCUCGUGGUCACCACCGACAUCCAACUCGUCGACCCGUCGGAUGAGACGCCGGCCCAAGUGGAAUGGCGUUUCAGCGAAGACGGUGAGCGGGUGCGUACUUCCACCCGCACGGGUCACAUCCUUCCCAUCCCUUCGGCCGCUUUCGAGACGCAGGACUACAAGACGCCGGUGGGAUAUCGGGAAAACCAGCGCACCGACACGCCGGCCAGCUUGGUGCAGGAAAUCACCUUUGAGCCCAAGCUAUGCACGUUUGAGAUGGAUAUCAUGGAGUCUGAGGGGAUCGUGGAGACCCGCAACCCGCCCAGAACCUACUGGUAUUAAGUCAGUCUCUCAGUUCAAUCAAUGUCCAUUCAGUUAGCGUAAAUAGAUGUAAUGUAAGCUUGUGAAUUUAA
Messenger RNA from Tigriopus californicus, 920 nucleotides. RefSeq names its product large ribosomal subunit protein uL24m-like (gene mRpL24). Lineage: Eukaryota; Metazoa; Arthropoda; Copepoda; Harpacticoida; Harpacticidae. Gene Ontology annotation, biological process: translation. The record is from RefSeq and is a predicted model, not a curated record. Gene Ontology annotation, molecular function: structural constituent of ribosome; RNA binding. Gene Ontology annotation, cellular component: mitochondrion; ribosome.